This is a messenger RNA of Episyrphus balteatus (marmalade hoverfly), 5231 nucleotides long. RefSeq names its product transcriptional regulator ATRX homolog. The coding region runs from base 1978 to 5064 and encodes 1028 amino acids. The record is from RefSeq and is a predicted model, not a curated record. The transcript is spliced from 10 exons. Gene Ontology annotation, cellular component: nucleus. Lineage: Eukaryota; Metazoa; Arthropoda; Insecta; Diptera; Syrphidae. Gene Ontology annotation, molecular function: ATP-dependent chromatin remodeler activity; ATP hydrolysis activity; ATP binding.
CAAAAAAGUGUUCGCAAAAAAGUGUCUUUGUUGUGGUGACGGUAUACAUAUGUUUUUAGAAUUUCGAAUACAAUAUUCGAGUUCCUCGGAAAAUUCAUACAAACUUUUAAACAACUUUUUUGUUCAUUAUUGUUUUCUUCAUAAGAAUAAACUUAUAAAACACAAUGUUUAUUAUAUAUUUAUCGAAGAAAAUCGGCCCCAGAGUCAAAAAUUGUCAUGGGUAAGAAAACAAUAAUUCCCUUUAAAAAUUAAUAUCUGAGCAAUUAAAAAAAGUUAUUAACAUUUUUUUAAUGCAGUUCCAAAGAAUAGCAUCUUCUUAAAAUCAAGACAUUAAUGAAGUUUCUAUCAUAAGUAUUAACGGAGUAAUUAACAUUAACAUGAGUAAAGGCAUACCAAAGAAAGCGUUUUUUAAUCAUCGCUAAAGGGUAUCAACUUUGCAGAUAGAGAGUUACUGUAGAACAAUUUUUUUUCUUAGAAUAUACACAAGAAUCAUCCCUCAAAAUGUACUUAUCUCAUUAUAUGAGCUUACAUGCUUACAUACACAUUAUAUAUCACGGUGAUCUUGAAGACGCGGCAGGUUUUACAAGAAUGGACCCCAAAAGUAAUGAUGCAGGACUGUUAGGACUAAUUUCAGGAUUCUAAAUAUGUAAACUUAGAUAUCGUACCUGAUCUAUCUUUUGAGUUAUAAGUAUUUUUGUAUACACGGGAGGGCAUUUUGACUUAGAAUGGGGACAAAAUUGUUAAAAAACAUCGAAAAUAGACAUUUUGAUUUUGUAUAUGUUUUUCGAAAGCUAUAAUAUUGUUCUUGAACUUAGUUUUAAUUAAAGUUGGUUGAGCAAAUAUGUUCUGAGAAAUUUAAUUUCAAAAACAUCAUCUUAGAAAAAAAAAAUUUUUUUUCUUCAAGUUUAUUUUUUUUUCAAAAAACCACAUGCUUAUAAGUAUUUUAGUUUUUGAGAUUGGAGGAAAAAUGUAUCGCAUCCCCAGAUUAUGUCAUUCAGAAAGGAACUAAGACGUUCACGGGUUUUUAUUGCAGGAAUCGUUCAAUGGGUUAUAAGAGAAGAUAAAACCGUGGAGUGCUAUUAAAUGAGAGGGUGGUUUUUUCAAUAUAUCUCGUAAGCCGAGCAAAAUUUUGAUAUAUUGGAUUUAAAACUUUUUGUAGAGAAUUAAAUUCCCUAUUAGAAUAAUGUUUUUUAAAAAUUGAAAAAAAAAAUUCCAUACGUGGCUGCACUUGUUGGUAAAUUAACUUCUGAAACAUUAAGGUUUCUAUGAGGAUACAAUAAAGUGAUACAGUAUUGAAAUAUGUAACCCUGAAUUAAUCCUUUUUGCAUUAAUAACGCCUGAAAACUGAACUGUGAAUUUUUCGUACUAUGUCAUGGGCGCCCGUUGCCAAUUUGCUUACCUAUAACAUUUUUUGAAGCUAAAAGAAAAGCAUUUUUAUUAUUUUAUUUUGAAAUUUGUUUGUAGUAAAAGAAUAAUGCCGUUACUUCCUUCUCAGAAGGUAAGAUUCUUUCGCUAAGAUAUGGUAAAAAUAAUUUUUGAACUAUCAACCAAAUCGGUUUUCCUGCUAGUUGUUACGUUUGCUGAUUUUAAAAUCUUUUCUAGAUCAGAACUAAAACUAAAUCGAGCCAUUUCACAGUUUUAUUUGAGCACCGAAACCGAACAACGAUGAAAUGAAAAUCAUACUUUUAUUUAACGAACACAAUAAAAUAUAAGCUGAAAAAUCAUUAUCAUAACCCCUUAGUUGCAAAAAGCUCUAAAAUUAUGUUCAAUACUGUUCUAGAGCAGUUUAUUAAUGUAAUUUUUUUUUUGGAGGGCGAGGGGAAUUUUUUUUUCUAAUCUUGGCAAAUUUUGUUCAGGGAGAAAAUUCUCCCAUAAGAUUUUUUCUUGUCUCGACCCAACCUACACGCACUAGCUUUUUGGCACAUUAUUCCUGAAUCACCCUGUAAGAACAAAAAGCAUACACAAAUAUGCCUAUGUAUGUAUAUGCUCUCAUGGAAUUAUCCUAUUGUUAAUAUGAAUUUUGAACGCGAUAGUAAACGCCUGCAACCCAGCAGUUCAAGCAAACGAAAAGUUAAAUUAAAAGUCAUGGAUAGCGACUCAGAUUCUGAGAUAGAAACUAAACAAAAUUUAAAUAAUAGCGAGGAUGAUAGUAGCUCGUCAAGUGAAAAAGAAAUUGUACCAGUGCGAAAGAAGCGAAUAUUUCAGAAAAAAGACAGCGAUUCUGAUUGGGACACCAAAGGAUCAAUUCGAAAAGUUCAAACAACUCGAAAAAAACGAAAGGUUAUACAAGCUUCAAGUGGAUCUAGUAAUGAAAGUGAUAAUGAAGAUGGCGAUAACAAACAAAGAAAAAAAAUUCGAAAAGUUAUCAAUGAGAAGAACUUAGAUGAUGGCACAAAGAGAGCUACAAAGGAAGAAGAAGAGAGAAAGAAGCGUAUUGAAGAGAGACAAAAAAUGUACAAUAAAAUUUACAUUAAACCGGAAAAUGUGGAGGUUGACGAAUUAGUUCUUGACUUCGAUGAGGAAACGAAGAAACCUCUUCUUAAAGUGGACGACGGCUUGAUGAAGAAACUCAAACCUCAUCAAGUCAAUGGGGUGAAGUUCAUGUGGGAUGCUUGCUUUGAAACCCUUAAAGAUUGUAAAGAGAAACCAGGUUCUGGAUGUAUUUUAGCGCAUUGCAUGGGCCUGGGUAAAACAAUGCAGAUAGUAACUCUUUCCCAUACGUUGCUAACAAAUUUUGAAGCAACAAAUAUAGAACGAGUAUUAGUAAUUUCGCCCCUAAGUACACUCAAUAAUUGGGCUAGGGAAUUCAUUCAGUGGAUGAAUUUUGCCAAAAAUAAAAACGUAGAGGUGUACGAUAUGUCGAAAUAUAAGGACAAAAACACUAGAGUAUUUAAAUUGGAAGAAUGGUUUGAAGAAGGUGGAGUAUGCAUAAUUGGUUACGAUAUGUAUAGAAUUUUGUCCAAUGAGAAAACAAAAGGUUUACGAAAAAAACAAAAAGAGUCUCUCCAGAAAAGUUUGGUUAAUCCAGGUCCAGAUGUUGUAAUAUGCGACGAAGGUCAUUUGCUUAAAAAUGAAAAGACAAGUUUGAGUCAAGCCGUCACUAAGAUGCACACAAAACGUCGUAUUGUUUUGACUGGAACACCUUUGCAAAACAAUUUGAAAGAAUACUAUUGCAUGAUUCAGUUUAUAAAACCUAAUCUUUUAGGAACUUAUAAGGAAUACUUGAAUCGCUUUGUCAACCCAAUUUCAAAUGGUCAGUAUACCGAUUCAACGCCUCGAGACAUUCGACUUAUGAAACAUCGGUCUCACAUUCUUCACAAAAUGCUGGAGGCUUGCAUACAACGAAGAGAUUAUUCGGUGCUGGCUCCAUAUUUACCGCCUAAACAUGAAUACGUUGUAUUUUGUACAUUGUCUGAAAAGCAGAAAGAAAUUUAUGGAUAUUAUAUGACUAAACAGAGGGACACAAUAAGUGAAUCGAGUGGAGUUCCUGGCAAAGGAGCUAAACUGUUUCAGGAUUUUCAAAAUUUGCGUCGGAUUUGGACACAUCCAAUGAAUUUGAGGGUAAACAGUGAUACUGUGAUUAAGAAAAAGAUGGCACAAUACGAUUCAGAAGAAUCGAUGAAAGACUUUGUUGUAGAGGAUUCCGAAGAUUCGUCUUCUUCAGAUUCUAACUCCUCGUCGUCUUUUGGCGAGGCCGAAGGAAAUGAAAGUAAAACUGUAAGAUCUCGCAAUACUCGAUCGCAGAGAGAUGUUUCGGAAAAUGACGACUGCCUUGAAAUUUCACCUAAAGAUGAUCCAUCAGAAUGGUGGACACAAUUUGUUGAGGAUAUGGAUCUUAACAACAUAAAUCAUUCGCCUAAGCUUGUCUUGCUCAUGACACUCUUGCAGCGAUGCGAAGAAAUUGGUGAUAAAGUAUUGGUUUUUUCACAGUCCCUUCAAUCCUUGGAUGUUAUUGAGCACUUUCUAUCGCUGAUAGACAAAAAAACGCGUGGUGAAGAUGUCGAAGCUGAUGUUGCUGAUUUUAAAGGCCUUUGGCGACCAGGUGUAGAUUAUUUUAGGCUUGACGGAUCACGAACAGUUGAAAAUCGUGAGAGCAUGUGCAAAAGUUUUAACAAUGUUACAAAUUUGAAGGCACGUCUCUUUCUUAUAUCAACUCGAGCUGGAGGCUUGGGUAUAAAUUUAGUGGCAGCUAAUCGAGUUGUUAUAUUUGAUGUUUCGUGGAAUCCAUCUCAUGAUACACAGAGCAUUUUUCGUGUCUACAGAUUUGGACAGACCAAACCAUGUUACAUAUAUAGGCUAAUAGCUUUGGGUACAAUGGAGCAAAAAGUAUAUGAACGUCAGGUUGCUAAGCAAGCUACCGCUAAGCGUGUAAUAGAUGAGCAACAAAUAAGUAGACACUACAACCAAAGUGACUUGCAGGAAUUGUAUUCAUAUGAACUGGAGCCCAGUAUACCAAGAGAGAUUCCAAUUCUGCCAAAAGAUAGGUUAUUUGCAGAACUUCUUAGUAACUAUGAAAAGUUGGUCUACAAAUAUCACGAACAUGAUUCGCUGUUGGAGAAUGAAGACAGUGAAAAUCUUUCCGAAGAAGAGCGAAAAGCAGCUUGGGACGAGUAUGAAGCAGAAAAAACGAGACCACCUCAAACAGCAAUGCAAUACAUGCCUUAUGAACGGCAAAACUUUUUAGGAAACUAUGGCAACCCAGCGGGUACUGUAACGUCAAAUAAAAUAUUUGGAUUCAGAUCUGAUAUACUUCUGCGAUUGCUUAAUAUGAAAGGUUGUCAGGACCACCCUGAACUUACUAGCAAUCAAGUUGUUCAGCUUGUUCCGGAGUACUUGCAACGGCUUUAUCUUGAAAUGAAUAAUGAUGAUCCAACUUUAUAUAUGGAACUUGUUGAAUUACACAAAAGCUUAGAAGCCCCAGGUGGAAUGUAUAUGAAUCCACUGCUCUUUGCAAACCAAACUCCAGCCCCUGCUCCUUAUAUGGCUCCUUAUAGUGCACCUUAUGGUCAGAUGCACCCAAGUACAUCAAAUUUUAACAGCAGUGAGGUGUAUGAAGUGGACUGAUUACGUUUAAUGGAACAUAGUGGCAAAUAAGCGAACUUAUUACCGCUUCAAUAAUUAUUAUAAUGAAUAAUAUUUAUUUAAUUUUUUUUUAUUAUUUCGAUAAGUUUAUUUAGAAAUAAUAAACAUUUCAUAUUAUUUCCAUGAGCAUAUAAUAUGUUCAAAAAUUA